UCUUCAUAUUUUAAUUGUAAGUUCUAAAGAAUUGAACGCUUUAACAUAUUUCUAUUUAUGUUUUUUUAAUGUUCAUAGAGAAUGAAAAAGAUAACAGACCUAGCAUACUUAGGCGUCUUAUACAUGAAGGUACUCUAUGAAUUAGUAGCCUCUGUUUUGUGUUAGUCUGCGCUAGUCACGCCCUAAUCCAAAAUGUAUACUAUAUUCCGACCGGCAGUGUUUUGUGGCUGUCGUCGCAACAGGCUGUUUUGUAUCAAACGUAAAAUAUAUUCCAGUGAUUUAUUAUUCAAAAGGAGUUGAGUUCGAACAAGCUGGAUUACGGGAAUGGGGAACAAAAUUGUAACAUUUACGGAACAACAAUUAGAAGAUUAUCAGGACUGUACAUUUUUUACAAGGAAGGAAAUAUUAAGAGUUUUCAAACGAUUUCGAGAAGUGAACCCGGACCUUGUCCCAAAGCGGAUGACGGAAAAUCAAGCUCACACCAUAGCUGUGCCUGUAGAAGAAAUAGAAAAACUACCUGAAUUAAAGGAGAAUCCUUUCAAGCGUCGCAUCUGCCAAGUAUUUUCGCACGACGGCUCCGGCAACCUUACGUUUGAGGACUUCCUCGACAUGAUGUCCGUCUUCAGUGAAGCGGCGCCGAGGGAUAUUAAAGCUUGGUACGCAUUCCGUAUCUACGAUCUGGACGACGACAUGUACAUAGGACGCGAGGAUCUGCUGGAAGCGACACGGCUGCUGACCAAGGGCGAGUUGCAUCCACAGGAAAGAGACGAGAUCGUCGCCAGCGUGUUGGACGAGGCCGAUGUUGAUGGAGACGGGAGGUUGUCCUUUAUGGACUUCGAGCAUGUCGUUGUACGCGCACCUGACUUUUUAUCCACAUUUCAUAUUAGAGUUUAAUGAUAUUGAUAGAAUAAAUGAGAUGAAUGAAACAAUUAUUGACUACAUUCAUGACAGCUAAGGAGUACCUAUAGGUUUGGUGUUCCAUAGAGAGAAAUCAUUGCACCAGUAAAAGUUGGAAUUAAAGUAAAAACAUAUCCCAAAACUGUCACACUUAUCAGGCAUACUAUUUUGUUCAUUCUUUUGUGUGUAUUCAAUAUCA
Messenger RNA from Papilio xuthus (Asian swallowtail), 1096 nucleotides. RefSeq names its product Calcium and integrin binding family member 2. NCBI's taxonomy places the organism in Eukaryota, Metazoa, Arthropoda, Insecta, Lepidoptera, Papilionidae. Bases 325 to 894 code for a protein of 189 amino acids. Gene Ontology annotation, biological process: calcium ion homeostasis. The record is from RefSeq and is a predicted model, not a curated record. The transcript has 5 exons. Gene Ontology annotation, molecular function: magnesium ion binding; calcium ion binding.